AUGAGAAAGGGGGGGGUUCAGAUGGAGGACAGCACCACCCUCAUCGUCAUGGAAACCAAGCAGGACAACAGCUAUGGCAGCAUCACCAUGAGUGCACCUGUUCAGCCUCCGGACCGGAAUGUGUUCAGCGACGGAGCGACGCGAGUCGAUUACGUGUUGGUGUGGGAGGAGCCUCGCAGCUCCAAGGAUGAGCAGAGUGUGGGUGUUAGUCCCGCCCACCGGAAGUGGAGGGAGGAGUUUCUGAGGAAACUGAAACAGUGUGGGCUGCUGCAGGAACAGAAGAUCGUCCUUCAGACAAAGAUCAGGAUCUGCUUCGUCCUCCUCAGCGCUCCAUGGAGCGUCCUCAGUUAUUACGCCGAGGAGAUCAGUCUGCGAGUCCCUCUGCAGGUGGUCAACUCCCCCAACGUGUCCUGGUCUGAGCAGGUUCUGUCCUGGUUGUCCCUCCCCAACCCUCUGGCCCAGGACGUCCCACACCCCCCCCUGUGCUACUACACCUGUCAGUUCAGGCCCAACAAGCUGCCGAGGUUUCUGGGAAGCGACAACAAAGAGACGUUUUUCAAGACGACUCAGAGACACCAGGUGCUCUAUGAGAUCCUGGCCCGGACGCCGUACGGCUGCGUGAGGGAGGGGCAGGUGGGCGUCGACCGGCUGCUGAGCGAGCACGUCUUCACGGCUGCGUUCCCGCUGCACGAGGGUGGUUUCCAGCCGCCGCCCCCCCCGCGGCCCCCCCUGUCUCCCAGCCUCAGACAGGUGCUGUACUCGCACUGGGCCCGCUGGUCCUGCUGGAGGUGCUACCAACCUCUGGACCACAUCAGGGAAUACUUCGGAGAGAAGAUCGCACUGUACUUCGCCUGGCUCGGUUUCUACACCGCUUGGCUGUUACCGGCGUCUCUCCUGGGGACGCUGGUCUUCAUGGUCGGGAUCUGCCUCGUGGUCACUGACGUGCCAGCGAAGGAGGUGUGUGACAGUGGAGACGACUUCGUCAUGUGUCCAACUUGUAACAUCUGCUCCUUCUGGAACUACUCCAGCAUCUGUGUCACCUACAAGGUAGGGAUCCUGUUUGAUAAUGGAGGGACGGUGUUUCUCAGCGUCUUCAUGUCUCUGUGGGCCGUCACCUUCCUGGAGUACUGGAAGAGGACCUGCUCGUCUCUGUCUGAUCGAUGGAACUGCUCCGACUUCCAGGACAUCGAGGAGCGACCUCGUCCAGAGUUCACCGCCAUGGCGCCGAUGACCAUGAGGAACCCGGUGACGGGCGCAGAGGAACCUUAUUUUCCUGAAAACAAACGAUUCAACAGAACGCUGAGCGGCUGCAUGGUGAUCAUCAUCAUGAUUGUUCUGGUGUUGAUGUGUCUCAUCGCCAUCAUUUUGUGCCGCAGCAUCCUCAGCAUCCUCAUCUACAAGUCCAGCAACAGCUUCUUCAGCCUCUCUGCUGGGAGAAUAGCCAGUUUCACGUCGUCAGUGUUGAACCUGCUGGUCAUCCUCAUGUUGUCCAGGCUCUACACGGCUCUGGCCCACAUCCUCACCCGCUGGGAAAUGCAUCGCACUCAGAGUAAAUACGAAGACAUGUUCAUCCUCAAAGUUUUCAUCUUCCAGUUUGUCAACUUCUACUCGUCUCCGGUUUACAUCGCCUUCUUCAAAGGACGGUUUGUUGGUUACCCUGGAAACUACAACACUCUGUUUGGAGUUCGCAAUGAAGAUUGUGGAGCAGGCGGCUGUCUGGUGGAACUGGCUCAGGAGCUGCUGGUCAUCAUGGGCGGAAAACAGCUGAUCAAUAACAUCCAGGAGUUCAUCGUCCCGAAGUUGAAGUCCUGGUGGCAGAAGAGGAGGAUGAGUGCCGUGCAGAGGGAGGUGAAGGAGGAUGGAGGAGAGGAGGCUCAGUGGGAACAGCUCCCUCCCUGGGAGGCCGACUACCAGCUCUUGGUGUGUGAUGGUCUCCUCAGCGAGUACCUGGAGAUGGUGAUUCAGUUUGGUUUCAUCACCAUCUUUGUGGCGGCGUGUCCUCUCGCUCCUCUCUUCGCUCUCAUUAAUAACUGGGUGGAGAUUCGAUUGGAUGCUCAGAAGUUUGUUGCUGAAUAUCGCCGCCCUGUGGUGGAGCAGGCUCAGGACAUCGGCAUCUGGUUACCCAUCAUGCAGUUCAUCACACACACAGCUGUCCUCAGCAACGCGUUCCUCAUAGCGUUCACUUCCUCCUUCCUGCCUCGUCUGUACUACCGCUACACCAGAGACCGCACACUGAGCGGCUUCGUCAACUUCACACUGGCAACAUCGCACAACUACACCCAGCAAGACCAGAAGACAUCCUGCAGGUAUCAUGGCUUCAGGGAUGAAAAUGGUCAAUACCUGCCACAUUUCUUUCACCUCCUCGCCAUACAACUGGCUUUCGUUAUCAUCUUUGAGCAUGUGGUCUUCUUCAUUGGUCGUCUGAUCGACAUGAUGGUCCCUGACGUCCCUGAGGAGGUGGAGAUGAAGAUUAAGAGGGAGCACUACAUGGCUAAAAGGGCACUUGCUGAGAACCGGACUGUGACGGACACCAUGUUUCCUGGUGAACAAGACCCUCUGUCCCGCAGUCUGAGACAGCGUGGAGCUAGACCCUCGCAACCAACACAGAAUGAGUUCCCACCACCGAACUUGAAGAAGAUCCCAGAGGAAACGGACUCACGAGGCAGCUGCUAA
This is a messenger RNA of Limanda limanda (common dab), 2673 nucleotides long. It is a transcript of the gene ano7, whose product is annotated as anoctamin 7. Gene Ontology annotation, cellular component: plasma membrane. Gene Ontology annotation, molecular function: chloride channel activity; protein dimerization activity. The transcript has 23 exons. Gene Ontology annotation, biological process: calcium activated phospholipid scrambling; chloride transmembrane transport. The record is from RefSeq and is a predicted model, not a curated record. NCBI's taxonomy places the organism in Eukaryota, Metazoa, Chordata, Actinopteri, Pleuronectiformes, Pleuronectidae. Bases 1 to 2673 code for a protein of 890 amino acids.